AUGGAAGAAACACCAGCUACCAAUCAUGAUGCUCUGGUAAAUAUUCUGAAUAGUUUUAAGGCUGAAAUUUGCUCCGAACUUAAAGAAUAUAGAAAGCAGUUUGAUGAAUUCAAGUUAGCCCUAGAGGUUGUCUCUGACAAAUUGGAUCAAUCAAACAUGAAGAUGGCCCAGCUAUCAGAAAACUACAAAGACCUAAAGAAGGAAAAUAAAGAAUUAAAGGAUAGCAAUAAAGUAUUAUGUGAAGAAGUCAAUAGCCUGAAAACUAGAGUGAGACUUGCAGAGCAGUAUUCUAUAAAAUGUAAUGUGGAGAUCCAGGGAAUACCAGUGACUACCAACGAAGAUGCUGUGAGCUUAGCUACAGACGUGGGUGCUGCACUGGGGGUUGUGCUGAGUGCGGAAGAUGUGAUGGCGGCCCACAGAGUACCGACCUUCCGACCUAGAGCCGCGCCACCGCUGGUCGUCCAACUCAGGGAUAGGAGGAUGAAAGAGACGAUUGUAGCUGCCUACAAGAAGAAGAAGGAACUGAAG
This is a messenger RNA of Homalodisca vitripennis (glassy-winged sharpshooter), 528 nucleotides long. RefSeq lists its product as uncharacterized. The record is from RefSeq and is a predicted model, not a curated record. The annotation marks the transcript as partial. NCBI's taxonomy places the organism in Eukaryota, Metazoa, Arthropoda, Insecta, Hemiptera, Cicadellidae. The transcript has a single exon.